AUUAGCAAUAUGCCAUUCUCUCUUUUUUUCAUAAAAAUCUUUUUCUAAUACUUUAUAACUGUUGAUACCAUUAUUUACUCUACCUUUAAUAAUUUUGACAAUUGCGUAAAAUGAUUUUUGAAAAAUCUCUAAUUGAAGCUUUUUGCUCAUUAAUAUUUUGUUUUAUUUAUGCUUAUACCUUAUAAAACCUGCUACUACUAAUCUGUAGCACAAUGAACUAUAUUUUACAUACAUUAAAAAUAACUAUUAAACUAAUAAGUACAAAAAGUUUUUUAAUAUAUUAACAUAAUUCUAGCAAGUAUCAUCAUAAGUCUCAUUCUCUAUGCAUUUAUGGAAAUGUUACCGUGUAUCCUUGAUUUAAUCUUUCCACUAAAUGAAACUCGCUCGCGCGAGUUCUACGCUGUGACAGAAUAUUUUGUUGAUAAGAGAACAUAUUAUUAUCCAAUUCUGUGUCACUGGUUGAUUGGUGUGUCUUUCGGUGGCUUUGUUGUUAUAGCCACAUGUACGUUUCAAAUAGUAUUCCUCGAACAUAUUUGCGGAUUAUUAAAUAUCGCCAGCUAUCGAAUCGAACGUUCAAUCGAUGAAUAUACAUUAUGUAACUCUGCACAUAAGAAAAAUUGUGUAGCUCACCGAAAUAUAAUUGCUGCAGUAAAUAUACACCGAAAAGCAUUUAAAUGCAGCGAAUUGAUGACAAACACUUUCAAUCCAUUUAUUUUCUUAAUAAUUCUAAUUGGUGUUUUAUCUGCAAGUUUGAACUUAUUUCAACUGCUCAAAGCAAUAAUUUUACGAAAUGUGAAAGAGUUAAUCUCAUCAACAAUAUUCAUUGGCAUGCAUUUUAUACUCAUGUUCUUGGGCAAUUAUUAUGGACAAAAAAUUACUGAUUAUAAUAACAAAAUUUUUAAAAAUGCAUAUAAUGUACAAUGGUACAAAGCUCCAAUAAAGAUCCAAAAAUUACUAUUAAUUAUAAUGCAAAAUACUACAAUGCCAUACAUUCUAAGUAUUGGCAAUUUAAUUAUGGCUUCAGUAGAAGGUUUUGCUAAGAUCAUGCUAACGACUUACAAGUAUGUCAGUAUCUUACUUUAUGGUAAUUUAUUCUACGCAAUAAAAAUUAUGAAAAAAUCAAUACAAUUAGAUGAGAUGUAGAUCAUAACAAAUUAGAUGAGAUGUAGAUGAUAUUAUUCUGUUAUUAUAAUAUUAAUAACAAAGAUAUAAACAAUUUUCAUGUAAA
This is a messenger RNA of Pogonomyrmex barbatus (red harvester ant), 1228 nucleotides long. RefSeq lists its product as uncharacterized. Gene Ontology annotation, molecular function: odorant binding; olfactory receptor activity. The record is from RefSeq and is a predicted model, not a curated record. Gene Ontology annotation, cellular component: plasma membrane. NCBI's taxonomy places the organism in Eukaryota, Metazoa, Arthropoda, Insecta, Hymenoptera, Formicidae. Gene Ontology annotation, biological process: sensory perception of smell; detection of chemical stimulus involved in sensory perception of smell.